Molecule: messenger RNA, 2273 nt
Organism: Gamsiella multidivaricata
Lineage: Eukaryota; Fungi; Mortierellomycota; Mortierellomycetes; Mortierellales; Mortierellaceae
Exons: 4
Coding region: 1-2250 (749 amino acids)
Molecular function (GO): GTP binding
Source: RefSeq, a predicted model, not a curated record
AUGACUAAUACCAUAGCCAUCCACAGCUCAGCUGCGCCUCCAGUCGUCACUUUCCCCCAAGCAUUACCCACACAGCAACAACAACAACAGCAGCAGCAGCAGCAGCAGCAGCAGCAAGAGGCAUUGGAUCUGGCUGCAAACUACAAGGUCCCUCUCGAGAACAGUGGCAGCGACAGCAUCAACACCAGCACCAUCAAGGUCCCAGUGCCCGACACAGCCGAUAGAACACGCAGCAACACCUUCAACAACAACUAUAGCAUAAUCAACCCGCCCAAUCAUGCAAACAGCACUAUUAUCGGAAUCCCGCCCUCUACUUCAGCCCCUGCCCUCCCCCUCUCAAACAGCAGCUCUCAAGGUCCAAGGACCAACUCUGCAACCAAGCCCGCAGUCGGAACAUUUGCUACCACUACUGUUGCAGCGAAGGAUUACACAACACCGACUGCAGCUGCAGCUGCAGGCGUGCCUGUCUCCGCCACGUCCUCCGCAACGCCUUCGCGCAGCUCCAGCACGUCGAACCGAGGCGGGGGCGCUGGCGUGUCAACCGCAGGAUCGUCAACCCCUCUCUCUGCUACACCGCCAAUGACACCGCGUAUGACACAUGAAAUUGCAGAUGUUGGCGACUCUGAGACACCAGCAACAGCUGCAGCUGCAGCAGUAGCAGAGGCAUUAUUAUCAGUGACGCUCGUGGACGCCGAGAACGCGAAUCAUCCCUCAGCACGGAAUCGCGCUCUGAAACAAGCGCAAGCUCAUCCCACCCUUACUCAACAAAUGGCUAUGCCUCCAAUUGCGACCAGCUCCAUAUCGCCUGGACCCUUCUCUGCCGCAGCCUUGAUUUCUUCAACUGCCGCGCCUAUAGCAGUAGCAACCUUGGGACAGCAACCACAGCCGCAGCAGCAGCACCAGCAGCAGCACCAGCACCAUCACGAAGUUCCUGUUGUCUAUGGCGCUGGCGGCAGCUCGUUGCCCCAAUUCACCUUGACUUCUACUUCAGGGACUGCUGCUGCGACUGCAGAGGAUGACGUCUUGUCCUCGAUGGCAUUUGUCAGCUCGCCGACCAGCUAUCAACACCCUUUGAGCCCUCUUUCCCCGCUCCACAACUCUCAACAACAACAGCAGCAGCAUACUGUUUAUUCAGCAGACGCUUUCCAGUACCAGUACAUGCCUGUCAUCGCUGAGGAAACCAACCUGCCAGGAACAACAGCUGAUGAUACCCUUUCAGAAGAUACGACCAGAGAUGCGUUGUGGCAACAACAGCAAUAUCAGCAACAACAGCUCGGACAGUUCCGUGAGACCAUCGACAGCGCUGACAGCAGCAUUGGGGGUGGUGGGUCAGGUUUUUUCCCGCUGCCGGUAACGAGAGCAAGCACUUCGAUGGCAACGUCGCAUCUUAUCACACACGACCUUCGACAGUCGUCUGAGGGGUCGCAUAUUGUCGAUGGUGCAGGGCCGGUGGUGUUGAUGGCGAUUGGAAAGACUGGACAGGGCAAGUCGUCGCUGUUGAACAAGAUCAUGGGCACCAGCGAGCUCAAAGCCAGUGCAUCUGUCCGGGCUGUAACAAAGGGCAUCGCAGAACGAACGGGAUGGGGACGGUUUGAGGACAGUAGGCGGGUACUUGUUACGCUGUCGGACACUCCAGGACUGGCGGAUACGGAGGGAGAUGACGAGAAGAAUAUACCCAUCCUUAAGGAAUAUAUCCGAUCCAUAGGCACACGACUGGGUGUCACCGCUUUUCUGUUGGUCUUUAAAAUUGAUUCUGGAGUGGAUAUGAUUUUGACGAUCCUGACGACGUUCAACGAUAUCAUGCAAGAAUUCCCAAACUUUUGGGAUAACGUUGUCCUGGUGUUUACAGGAUGUGAUUACCGCCGGAACGUGAUGAACACGAAGCAACUGUAUCAUGAGGAGAUUCAGGCGCAGCUGCAGGAGCUUUUUUUUAAGGAGCGGUACAGGAAUGCCAAGGGCAACGGUGGAUCAUCGCCGCCGUCAACAGCGCCAGGGACAGCAACACCAUCCACAGCGACAACAGGAGCGACGACAACCUUGGAGGAGGGCGAACCACCGGUAGUGCCGAUUGUAUUUUUAUCGUGUGCGGAGGCGCCGUGCGGGUUCUCGUUGGGCGAAAAGUGCGAUUGUAGGGCGCGGACGACGUUUCUAAACGCGGGGAUUAAGCGGCUUUGGUAUGCAGUGCGGAAUAAGCGGCGGUGGGUCCUGGAUCAGGAUGAAGAUGAUGAUGGCCUGCUUGGGCAUACCUAGAAUGCACACUCUGCCUAUAGACG